This is a messenger RNA of Laetiporus sulphureus 93-53, 3088 nucleotides long. RefSeq lists its product as uncharacterized. The coding region runs from base 385 to 2763 and encodes 792 amino acids. Lineage: Eukaryota; Fungi; Basidiomycota; Agaricomycetes; Polyporales; Laetiporaceae. The transcript is spliced from 4 exons. The record is from RefSeq and is a predicted model, not a curated record.
CGCCGAAUUUACCUCUGCUGAGCACUGAAUAUAUGCGUCAAACACAAUAUUUUUUGCCGAAGAAGGAGCUCAUGAAAAGACUGGAUGGGCAGCGCAUAUAUUAGUCAUUUACCAGAAAUGGAUGCACGACGGGCGGAGCGGGGAGCAUUGGUCCAGGGCAAGGUGGAUUCUUAGUGGUGCGGGUCAUGACAGAAGGCGGACUUGGCUCUACGUCGUCGACGGCGUAACAGCCCCUCCCGCUACACUUGCGUCAUGUGGUGCGUCCGCACAUCUUGCAGUGGCGGGUAUAUAAUCGUCUCCCUUCCGCUCCCCCAUCCUCCACUAUUUUCUUUCUGCUACGACCUUGACGACUAUUCUCACUACCAUUAACGCUUCGAAUUCACAAUGGACAAAACCGCUGCCGUUGUCGCCGCCCUCAAUGCCGGCAAGAUGCCUACCUCUGAGCAGCUCAGCCAGGCAUUCGAUGUCUUCCUCAACUCGGCGGUCCUAAAUGCGCACCCCACCGCGGAUGGAGGCGAGCUCAGCGAGCGAGGAAAAGUUCUCCAGAAUGAUGUUCGCGAAUUGCUGAUCGCGUACAAGCAGCUAGCGGAGAGCAAGAACGGCGACAACCUCAUUCAGGAGUCGCUAUGGCAUCUAUCCGAGGCCGAUAUCUCCUCCUCUUCGUCUGUUAUGGAUGUUGACUCCGACCAGGCACACCAAGAUUCACUCGCUAUUGCACGCGCCAUCCGCAAACUCACAUCCCUCAUAUGGGAGAAUAUUUCCCAGGAAGGACGCUCCGUCUUUCAUGACUUUGCUUCGUUCAUGCGCCUCGCACUCGCCGACGCCGCUGAGUAUGUUGCCCAGGGUGCUGGUGCGACCGCCGAGUCUCUGCGCGAGAUCGAUAGUGAGGUGCAGGAGGGCGAGCGCAAUGAGCUCGGGUUCAAGAAGCACAAGGCGGGCGAUGUGGCCGACCAGACUGAUGCACGCGCCAAGUUCGAGAAGACUAUGGACUCGACGAAGAAGGCCGGCUCGAAGGCAAUCGGUGCCGGCCAGGUCGCGAUUGCGACUGCGCAAGACGUUACGAACCGCGCCAGCACGAGGCUCCAGGACGCGUUCUACAAAAUCUGUGACCGUGCACAAGACGAUGAAGAGUAUCACUCCGCAAUUAAUACUCUUUUCGACAUCAUACACAAGUGGGUGCAUCGUUCACUUGAUUCGGCUGGUGAUGUCAACCGUUCGACCUCCCUUGACACCUUUAUCGACGAUCCUACACCCGAGAAGCACCUCGUCAAUGGCAUCCGCGGCCUCCGCACGGUCCUCGAGCGUCUCGCCGGCGGCGAGAGCCUCGAUGACUUGUUCGGCACGGUCCGUGUAUGCGGCGUCGACAUUCAGAAAGACGAGGAGCUCCGCAAAUGGUGCGACGACUUUCUCGCGCACCUGCGCAAGUGUAUAGACGAACCAGGCCACGUGCGUAGCGAUGAGGCGAAAGAGACUCAGGAGCAGCUCCGGGAAGAGUGGAAGGAGCUCCUCGACACGGACACAGAACAGGGAAGGAAGUGGAAGGAGGACAUCAGAAGACUCAAGGAGGAGGCGAACGUGUUCCAGAGCGCAAUCGAUCAGGACAAGGAGCUGAAGCGGGUCAAGCGCGCGCAUGCGAAACUCGGUGAGGACAUCGAGGACAGUCUUCUUGUUGCGGGGAGUGCUGGCCUCCAGGCGACCAUGGACAAUGCGCCGUGGUUCUGGCAGGACCUCUUCAACGUUUACUUGCCCAAAGCCGUCGGUAUGCUCAAGGAUAUCCCCAUCCCAAGAACCGAGUAUGCGGACAAUGAGGUCGAAUUUGUUCUCGAGGAUCUCGACAUUUCGUCGUUCAACCUUCUUCCUGGGCAUGCAUACAUUCGUAACAUCACCGACAUCGACAUCCAGGCACCAUCGAGCGGUCAGGCCAGCACUUCUGUCGGCUCCCUCACUCGCGUGUAUGUCCAGGCUCUUCAGCUUUCUCUGCGCGAAGUCUCGUUCUACUACAAUGACAAGACUACCUCGGUCGGCCCUGCAGAGUACACUGGAUUGCUGGAAUUCAUUCUCCCGCCUCAGGGAAUCGACGUCGACGUUGUGAUCCGCUCCAUUCCCAACUCUCCCGAGGGUCUGAAGGAGCGUCAACAACAUAAUCGAUUUCUCGAGAUCCAACGCGUCGAAGCACGGGUCUCUGAGCAGGUCGAGCUCACGAUCAAAGAGAGUAACCAUCCGAUCCUUGUCUCCGUCUUCAAGCCCGCCAUGCUCUCGCGGUUCCGCGAUACACUUCGCACAGUCCUCGAGCAGCAGAUUCGUGCGUCGAUCGACUGGGUCGAUGGGCUCAUGUGGGAUGUCGGUCGUCGUGCAGAGGUGUUUGGCGACGCUGGCCUCGGGCGCGGCGCGAGUCUCGUCGCGGGCUUCUGGAGUGAACUUGGGCAUCUGCAAAAGGGCAGGCGUUCCCUGCUCAGUGAGUGGACUGCAACGGGCACCGGCGUGAUCAAGCAGGACAAAGACUCAAAGUUCGCCAUGGGAGCGGAGCCACAGGUACUGUCGGGCGAGAAGCGUGGGCCGAAGGGCACGUUUUCCGAAAGUAUGGCAGAGCCACAGGACAUCGGUCAGAAAGCGGCGCAGGCGAAGGGCGUCGUGCAGCAAGUGAAGGAGACGGCGAAACAGAAGGUGCAGAAAGUCAAGAGCUUUAAGGAUGCGGUGAGCACGAAGAUCGAGGAAGAGGAGAGUAGGGAGGGAUGGCAGAGCGCAGCAUUCAAUGUCGCGUGAGCUCGGUCGGGUUUGCUUUGGGAGAGAACUUGAGAGGGUUUGCGAUUGUACAGUAUAGUCCGCAAAAUGUAUGAUACCGUUUUUGUAUUUGUGUCAGCUCGUUGAACAAUGUCAUAUCAUUCAUAUUACACCGUAUGCGGUCCAUCUACAUAGCCUACAGAGUCCCCAAAGCGAAAUUGAGUAAGAUAUAUGCCGUCCCCUACAUUAUUCACGGUCGAUCUGAAUCCAUUUGCACCCGCCAACGUCCUUACAUUCGCACUUACCGCCGAGACUGGCAGGCAGGCUCUCGGCAUCGAUGUGCUCGAGAAGUACGGGGUGGUAUUCC